Molecule: messenger RNA, 3284 nt
Organism: Strigops habroptila (Kakapo)
Lineage: Eukaryota; Metazoa; Chordata; Aves; Psittaciformes; Psittacidae
Gene: CXCR5
Product: C-X-C motif chemokine receptor 5
Exons: 2
Coding region: 792-2048 (418 amino acids)
Biological process (GO): G protein-coupled receptor signaling pathway; chemotaxis; B cell activation
Cellular component (GO): membrane
Molecular function (GO): C-X-C chemokine receptor activity
Source: RefSeq, a predicted model, not a curated record
GUGGCUACACACAUACGACAUUAAAAUAUAGAGUGAGCCACACGCCGAUUGCGACAGGUUAGAAAUCGCCACUUCCUCUUUAGGGAGCUGUUACUUAACCGAGGACUUGACAAACUGAGGCGCAACAGGAAUGUGAUCUUAAACACCAGCCAAAAAAUGCGGGUAAUCCCCCAACUGUGCUGCACACAAACUUCUGUUAAAGCGUUUUUUCUGAAACAGGGACAAAAAGAGAAACCUCCUCCUUUCCCCUCGCAUGGCCUGUUCUUUUCCUAGUUCCUCGCAUCUACAGGCAGCUUCAGGUUGUUCAUCCCUGCCCUCGACAGCAAAACACAGUUGUGGGGCCACAGGAGGUCUGCAGGAUGCAGUGGGAGGGAGAUGCCACGCUGCUCCCUCCUCUGACCGCCACAGCAGUCAUUGCCAUCAGGCCUGGUGACCCAUCUGGUGUAGUAAUUUCGCCUAUUCUUGCCCAGUUCUCGUGGGAAAUAAGAUCAGCACAGCCCUGUCCUUUAAUCUCUUUCUUUCCUUCUCCACUGCGGGGCUGCUGCCAUGUCCUGAGCUGCUGUCCCGUGAUGCAAAGAGAUCGUCCCUGAUGCACAGCUCCCUUGUCAGCGUCUCUCCCACCCAGUGCGUCCCUCUUUCUUUUUAAAGAAGACCUAUGGACAUUCUGGAUCUUGUCUAGUACGGACCAAAUGAAUGUGGAUUCUUCAAACUGUACUUUAAAAAUCAGCUUGCAGCACUAGAAAAAAGAUAAUAAAGCCAGAUGCUAAUCUUUGCAUCAAUCAGGUCACUCUAUGCCAGGAGCUCAUUUGCCUUGCAAAUACUCUAUUGUUGCAUGCCGGGUCCCUCCCUACAUGCUUAAAUUAUUAACUCCACCCCAAAAAAGAACUUUUGCUGAAACUGCUGGAGGAGAGACGGAUUCUGCCCCUGAAACCAUGGGGCCUGUCAGCUACUCAUCAGAGACCUAUGACUUGAGCCAGGUGGAGCUAAGCGGUUACUAUGAAGCUGAGAACACCACCCCUUCUUUGGAGGGCUACUUCUGCUUCAACCCAGCCUCAUCUGUGGUCGGCAACCAGAGAGACCCCUUCAGAAAGGUCUUCAUGCCCCUCAUCUACUUACUGAUGUUUGUGCUGGGGACAGUGGGAAAUGCCCUGGUUCUGGUCAUUUUAGAGAGGUUCAAGCGGUCUCGCACUACCACAGAAACCUUCCUGUUCCACCUCACCCUGGCCAACCUGGCACUGUUGCUCACCUUCCCCUUCAGUGUGGUGGAGAGCUUGGCUGGGUGGGUAUUUGGGAAGUUCCUCUGCAAGAUCCUCAGUGCUGUCCACAAGAUCAACUUCUACUGCAGCAGCAUGCUGCUUGGGUGCAUCGCUGUGGAUCGCUACCUGGCCAUCGUCUACGCAAUCCACACCUACCGCAAGCGCAGAGCCCGCUCCAUCCACCUCACCUGCGUGGUUGUCUGGCUCUGCUCGCUGCUCUUGACCCUACCUGAUCUCAUCUUCAUGGAAGUCUGGACGGAUGACAGCAACCGCAGCAUCUGCUAUUUUCCAGAGGUCGGGAUUGAUGGCAACAACGCUUGGCUGGCAACCCGCUUCCUCUACCACGCCGUGGGCUUCUUCAUGCCCCUGCUGGUCAUGUGUUACUGCUACAUAGCCAUCGUCCGGGCCCUGUGUCAGUCCCAGCGCCUGCAGAGGCAGAAGGCUGUCCGUGUGGCCAUCCUGGUCACGGGUGUCUUCCUGCUCUGCUGGAGCCCAUACCACAUCGUCAUUUUCCUGAACACGCUUACCAAGCUAGAAGCCUUCACCAAGAACUGCCUCCUGGAAGACCAGCUGGAUACGGCCAUCAUGGUGACAGAGGCCAUCGGCUUCACGCACUGCUGCCUAAACCCCAUCCUCUACGCCUUCGUUGGAGUCAAGUUCCGUAACGACUUCUUCCGGAUCCUGCAGGAGCUUGGCUGCAUAAGCCAUGAGACCCUGCAGGAGAUCCUGGAGGUGACGAGGAAGGGCAGCGGGAUCGAGUCUGACAACACGACCUCUAUCUCCACUUUCUAGCUGGGAAAAGCUGCCUGCAGGGCAGAAUCGCCUGGGGCUUGCCUUCCCAGUGGCACAUGUGGCCUCAGUCCCAAGUUUCACAAGCGUCCCACCUCUUUCUUCAGUCCUCAGGAAACUGAAGUCCAACAGCCACCUGACACCCAAAUCUCACCAGAUACUGUUCCCUGGCUCCUCCUGGUUCUCAUGCCUGUAGAAAUCCAUCUGGCAGCUGUCGGUGAACAGUGGCUGUCCAGUGGUCGCUCUGGCAGGGCCAGAUGAACCCGAGUGGGUUGAACCUGACGUUUCCGCCUCUCCCUCACAAAACUGACUGCAGGCGUCCUGUGCCUGGAGCCAGGCACAAGGCUGGGGUGCUAGAGGGAAGUAAAGAAGUGCAGCCAAGUCAAUGGACUGAGGACAAAAGCUAAGCGGGCCUCCACUUCACUGGCUAGGGUUGGUAGAGACAUGCCCGAAGGAGGCAGUGGGACUCGCUGGCCACGGCAACUGGAACAAGACGUGGGGAAUGCAGAACUCACUCCAAUGACACAGGUACACAGUGCUCUGCCAUUCACCAUUUAAGCAAAGUGGGAACAACGUCAGUUGUCUUGCAGCAGGAAUUUUGUGUGAAACUCAGUUCUGAAGUUCAACCCACUAACAAAGGGCUUGGCUGCAGCUGAACUUCCCUGUACCCAAGGGCCCUGCUAAAAAGACCAGUCGUUACGGAAGGGGUCACGUCACAUCAGUCCAGCUCAGGCAGAGAUCUCAAUAGCUCGUUCUCAACUUGUGACUCAAGGAGAAAACUCCCCAAGCAUAAGGCUUUUACACAAAGAGCCCUCCACCAUUUCCUGCAGCGCUGCAUCUUCAAAGCCAAAACCUGCAGAUAAUGGCAACUGUAGUUACCCAAGCAUGUAUGCGCAGCAGCAGCAGCAGAGCAGCUCUCUGAAGCCUGCCCUGGCUGUCUAGGUCCACAGUCCUACCCAUGAGCAAACCCAUUGCAGACACAUUAUAAACACCUCCCCAGCCCCGGUUCUGAUGGAACUGUAUUUCUACACAAAAAUGUUACUGACAAAAUGAACGGUCAGAGUGUCAAAUUAUCACAGUGUUCACGAGGUAACAAGGAAAUCUGCAGUCAAAGUAAGAGUGAACAGAUUACACAUCUAUUCUUACUAUACUUUUUAGUACUGUUAUCUUGGAAAAUUUUUAGAAAGUUUUGAGGUGGGCUGUAAUAAGCAGUUAAAUAAAAUAUCCUCUUCUCAUGUA